This is a messenger RNA of Colletotrichum gloeosporioides, 1572 nucleotides long. RefSeq lists its product as uncharacterized. The transcript is spliced from 4 exons. The annotation marks the transcript as partial. The record is from RefSeq and is a predicted model, not a curated record. NCBI's taxonomy places the organism in Eukaryota, Fungi, Ascomycota, Sordariomycetes, Glomerellales, Glomerellaceae.
CGUCGACAUCGAUCCGAACCGACCUCGCCGCGUUCUUGCGGUUGCCAUUCUCUUUCUCUGCCUCACGCCCAUCGCCGUCGCUCUGCGGCUGUACUCGAAAGUUUUCAUAUCACGCGAACCGUGACCUCCGACGACAAGCUUCUUUGCCUGCUCCAAGCUGUUUUUACGGUGUUUUUGGUCACCGAAAUCCUGGGAGUGGUGCAUGGUACGGGCCGCGAUGCGACACAGAUAACGCCAGAAGAUCGACGGAAAGCUCUCCAGUACUUCUUUGCUGGCGAACUCCUGUAUCUCCUCACGACAAUCCUCCUCAAAGUCUGCGUCGGCAUCCUACUUCUGCGCAUCGCGAUCGUCCCGACGCACAUCUGGAUUCUGCGGGCACUGCUCCUGUCGACGCUGGUGUUUGGGUUUCUGUACCUGUUCCUCAUCGCCUUCCAGUGCCGACCAGUACACGUAUUCUGGGACGAGGGUCCUCGUACCCCAGGCCAUUGCUUCUCGAAAACCGUAGUUCUCGGCACCACAUUCACAGCCGCCACACUGAAUUGCAUUGCGGACUGGGCAUUUGGAAUAUUGCCUUUGUUUAUUGUCUGGUCGUUGGACCUGCGCAAAAAGACCAAAAUUCUGGUUGUGCUCUUGCUAGGGUUUGCUUCAAUCGCGAGUAUCGCCACUAUUAUUCGAGCGGUGACAGUACCGUCUGUCUUGAGCGAGGAAAACUUUCUUCGCGAUACCGCCAACUUCGCCAUUUGGAGCACCGUCGAACCUGGAAUUGGUAUCACCGCUGCUUGUGCACCGAGUCUCACGCCUCUCGUCCGACAAUUGUGUGGAAGGAGGCAGCGGGAGGACCAGAGUAGGGGGCCUUGGAGGACUAGAUCGUUGCCAACCAUCGAGUUAACGGAAGUAACGAGCGAGACGACCGACACGAUGUCGAAGAACUUUUUCAGGGGGUCUUUCUCCCGGAGCGAGCCGUCGCAAUCGAUGGAGAUGCCAAGGUUGCGCUUUGACGACUUUACCUACGAAUCACGAAUAUCAGGCCCAGAGUCACGACCUUGUCGGCCAACACCGAACAGAAAUAGGGCGUCCUGGACCUUUCCACUAAGAUCGGGUUCAGGAUCCUCGUCUUCCUCUGCUUCUGGCUGGGAAUCGUGCGCUACUACACCGGGAAAGUCGGCUGCCGCGGGUAGUGGGGUCCUUCCCGAACCUCCAUCUUCCGGUAUCAUGAAAACAAUGGAGAUUGAACUGUCAUACGAGGACAGGACAUGGACGAAACAAGGACGGAUGAUGCCACGAGAUGAGUGCAUGCUGCGGCCGCAUUCUUUAUCGGGCUUCAGGAGGUUGACGAGUGGGGAAGUGCCCCUUUUACCGGAUAUCGAUAGUAACAACUUGUCGCCGUUAUCUGCGGAAUUUGACCUAGAGUCAGGGUUUGGUUCAACGACGUUCAGACACUCAUCUCCCCCUGAGGCGAGCUGGCAAUGGUCAGACAGCAGCGGUGCUAGAGAAACAUCAGAGCAUACACUGGGAUUGCCAUCCCCAACAGAACAAAGGAGGCAGGAUAACGGGCAACUCGGGGAUUCAUGA